Messenger RNA from Vicia faba (fava bean), 1380 nucleotides. The record is from the annotation of a GenBank genome assembly. Lineage: Eukaryota; Viridiplantae; Streptophyta; Magnoliopsida; Fabales; Fabaceae.
AUGAACACUCCCGGAGAAGAUGAUGGAAUUGAGAGGGAGAAACCACAAUUAGUCGAGGAUAUGCAAGGUGGUCCAGACUACAUAGUUCUGAAAUCUUUGGACACUGAUGGCAUUCGUUUAAUUGGAAGUGUGCUGGGACAAAGCAUAGCUCUGGAUUAUUUUGUCUCACAGGUUGAUGGUUUAGUUGAAGAGUUUGCAGGCAUAAAUCGUGGAAUGGAAAAAACCGGAACUUUCACUAUGGAUAAGAAGAAACUACUUCAGCUUGUUGGGAAGGCUAACUCAAAUUUGGCUGAUGUGAUUCUUAAAGUUGGUCUCUUCGAAAGAUCAGAAAUUGCUUGGAGGGAUGCAAAGUAUGCUCAAAUAUACGAGUAUCUUAGGGAGGAGUACGAAGUAGCACAACGCUUUGGAAACCUAGAUUACAAAUUGAAAUUUGUUGAGCAUAAUAUUCAUUUUUUACAAGAAGUUCUCCAGAACAGGAAGUCAGAUUUCUUGGAAUGGUGUAUUAUCGGUCUAUUGACAAUUGAAAAUGUUAUAUCCAUAUACGAGAUUCUAAAAGAUUCAAAUGCAGUUUCUCAGACUAUUUCACCUAUUUGUUGGACCUUGGGGGAGAAAGUAAUUACAAAUUGUGCCUUCAAACUUAAACCUUAUCUCAUGCAAGCAGUUGUAUCCUCUGGAAGAACGCUCGAUAUGUAUCCGCAAAUAGUAACUUCUAUUUGCCAGAAUCAACCUGAAUCACAAGAACACAUUCAAUCAUUAGUUCAGGCAGUUGAAAACAAUCUUGUUGUACCUAAAGAUGCUCAUGAAGUCACGUUUAGGGUAGAAGAGUCAGAAGUUGGUGAGAUAAACCGUAGUCAAGUGUGGAAGGCUGCCCGCGUCAAUAAGAGCGGGGUGAUUGAUAAUGAGAAUGUUCAAAGAGUUGUGGAUCAAUGUGAGAAGUUAACAGAAGCUCUAUCUGAAGAAGAGAGACAAGACCUUGGUCCCACAAACAUAUUAUUUGAGGCUCUUAAUCUCCCAAACUACUCUGGACGUGUUAGGACUUAUGGUUUUGGGGUUAGUUGUUUUGGUGGUUUAAUGGAGGUUCUGUCGGAGCUUGCACAGGCAGAGACGGAAGAUAUCGUUGGAGAGCCUCGGGUUACUUCCAGAAAUUUAUGUUGUGCUGGUGUAUACCAUGAAGGUCCAUUAAGUAAUGGCUUACCCAUGGCAGGUGUUACAGGGUACUACACUAAAUCAGAUUCUUCAUACGGCUUCAUCACAUUCUUAAAACUGGAAGCCCCGCUUAGCCAGGGCAGAUUAGGACAGCAGCUUGGCAUGGUCUUUGUUGAAACAAGGUUGGAGAAAAUGGACAACAUUACACUCAAAAUUGGACUGUUAUUGGAUUAA